CACACAUCCUGACUGUGUGAGCACAUUACCAAGUCAGCCAGCUGCUUCACAUAAGAGAACAGUCUCUCCCUGCCUUCUCUCUGCCUUCCUCCUGCUCAACAAGACCACUACACACCCAAUUUUGCAGGAUGAUUGAAGUCCAUGAAAGAUUGAGAUGAUGUACAACUCAAGUCUAUGAAUUCUCCCAGGAUCCCCAAAGCACUGAUGGAUCUGCCAAAUGACCCAUUAAGGGUUGCUAACAUGUGCAGUAUACAUGGAAUAGACGUUUUUUGCCCAACGCUUGACACUAAUGCAUCUGAUGGAACCUGCUUCAGAUAUAUAAAUAUGACCACUGCCAUGGAUAUGAAAAAGCCAAUUACUUCUUCAUGGUUUUCCACUAUUUUCAGCUUGAUUGGCCUGGCUUCUAAUCUAUUUGCCUUCUGUGUAUUGGUCAGUGCGUCCAGGAAGACUUGCAGUCGCUCACGUUCCUCUUUCCUUAUUUUCCUUUGUGGUUUAGUGGUUACCGACUUCAUGGGACUUUUGGUCACUGGGAUUAUUGUGGUGUCAUAUCAUAUAACGCAAUUUGACUGGCAAGUGUUUGACAAGAAUUGCCAUCUGUGCAAUUUUUUAGGACUAUCUAUGGUCUUUUAUGGGCAGUGCCCACUUCUUCUUGGUGCUGCCAUGGCAGCUGAACGUUUCUUUGGCAUAAACAAACCAUUUUCCCGUUCGGCUAAUGUGUCCAAAAAGAGAGCCUGGGGAAUCGUGGUCAUGGUAUGGUGCUUUGCUUUCUUCUUAGGACUAUUGCCCAUAAUGGGCUUUGGAAAUUAUACCCUACAGUAUCCACGAUCCUGGUGUUUCCUCACAUUAUUACAAGAUUCAAACAACAAGGCAUUUGGAUUGAUUUUUUCCCUGACUGGCAUUCUAUCCGUCUGUCUCUCCUUUAUUCUUAACACCAUCAGUGUGGUGACCCUCUGCAAAGUCUAUCAUGACCGUGAGUCUGUCCAGCGACGGAGAGACAGUGAGGUUGAAAUGAUGGUCCAGCUAGUCGGGAUCAUGGUGAUUGCCAGUGUCUGUUGGCUUCCAUUACUGAUCUUCAUAACACAGACUGUUCUGCAGCAGCCCAACGUGGGACUGGCUAACGGAGAAAUUCCUAGAGAAACAGAGAAGUUUCUUCUCAUCUAUCUCCGCGUGGCUACCUGGAAUCAGAUUCUGGAUCCCUGGGUCUACAUUCUCUUUAGAAGAGCAGUAUUAAAAAGAGUUUAUCCUAGCUUGAAAUCUCGGCCAUCAAUCGUGUCCUUGUAUCCAACUCUUACCGCUUCCUUACGUCGCAAAUACACUCAAGAAUCUGUGAUUCAUUAAACAGACUGCUGCGGCUUCUUUGUGGGGAGAAAACAAUAACCUCUAAGUUAGUUACAUACAUGCAUGUGCAAUGUGUUCUGGUUCUUGCAAAUAUUUAUAAAGUAAUAUGCUACUUAUAUGAAGGAGUUCCAGUUUGCCGCAAAAUGCCCAGCAGCUUCUUGCAGGAGCCCUGCCGCAUGUCUACAUAGUAGCUCAGGCAAAAAGGACCUUGUCUGCCUUAUAUGUGAGUCACAUGAAAUAGGUCAUGUU
This is a messenger RNA of Spea bombifrons (plains spadefoot toad), 1587 nucleotides long. RefSeq names its product thromboxane A2 receptor (gene TBXA2R). Bases 175 to 1338 code for a protein of 387 amino acids. Gene Ontology annotation, cellular component: plasma membrane. The transcript has 3 exons. Gene Ontology annotation, molecular function: thromboxane A2 receptor activity. The record is from RefSeq and is a predicted model, not a curated record. NCBI's taxonomy places the organism in Eukaryota, Metazoa, Chordata, Amphibia, Anura, Pelobatidae. Gene Ontology annotation, biological process: positive regulation of cytosolic calcium ion concentration; adenylate cyclase-activating G protein-coupled receptor signaling pathway; positive regulation of vasoconstriction.